Messenger RNA from Platichthys flesus (European flounder), 1479 nucleotides. RefSeq names its product upper zone of growth plate and cartilage matrix associated b (gene ucmab). Gene Ontology annotation, biological process: embryonic skeletal system development; regulation of osteoblast differentiation. Gene Ontology annotation, cellular component: extracellular matrix. Bases 199 to 612 code for a protein of 137 amino acids. Lineage: Eukaryota; Metazoa; Chordata; Actinopteri; Pleuronectiformes; Pleuronectidae. The transcript has 5 exons. The record is from RefSeq and is a predicted model, not a curated record.
AUUGAAUCCUCAGCUGCUUCCAGUUUAUUGGACUCAUCGUCUUAUCAGACCUGCUCGGUCGCUCCCUCCCUCCUCUGACAGGCUCUCAAUCAUCCUAAGGGAUCCCUCCCUACCUCUCUCACACACAUCUCACUCACCUCUCUCCCUCCUGGCGUCGUCCACAUCCUGUACAUCAACACUGGAGACCCGGAGCUAAAGAUGUCCUGCACGUAUGCAACCGUCCUGGCUCUCCUCGCCGUGCUCCUCGCACUCUCCUUGUCUCUGGAGGCAGAGUCUGCAGCUGUGCCCAGCAGCACAAGCAGCACUACAGAUCCACAAGGUCCGCUGAAGAGGAUUUUCAUGAAGGAGGCCGAUGCCUCAAACUUCUUCAGGAGACGCAGCAGACGGGGAGCGAAGUCCCAGGAUGAGAUUAACGCUGAGCAGCGGCUGGUUCUGGCUGCAGACGAGCGCAGAAGAGAGUUUCACGAGGAGCAGAGGAACGAGUUUGAGAACUACGCUGAGGAGGAUAACGAUGAGCAAGACGAGAGGACCAGAGAGAGCACCGAGCAGUGGAGGGAGUUUCACUACGACGGGAUGCAUCCUCCCCAAGAGUACAACCGUCACUCCGUCUGAGAUACAGUGAGAGAGGAGAGAUGUGAUGCUGUGAGCUGGAAGGAACCCAAGACUGAGAAGAAACGUCUUGAUCUACACAGCGAUGCGUCUCACCACACACCCUGACAGCUGCACAGUAAAGACCUCACACACAGAAUGAAAUGUUUGAAAUCCCUUUUUUUAAUCCUUGUGUUGCUGAUAUUGGCUUUAUGUCUUAGUUGUUAGGGCUCCCACUGACUUCACUGCUUAUUGUAUGAAAUAAAUAGCAACGAUUCUUCUUCGAAACUUCUAAAAAAACAAACAAAUGAGCAUAAACUAUUGAAGUGAUAACCAUUUUAAACCAAAGCAGCAAUAGUUGUGCCUUUUUCAGGUCUUCAACUAACAAUUAUUUUUAUUGUUGAUUAACUAAGUGUUUAUUUUAUAUAUUCAUGAUUGAUUGAUGUGUUUUUGGUCUGGAAAAUGUCAGAAGGCAGUGUGAAAUAACUGUUUCGUAAAUUCCAGGGUGAAGUCAAUUUGAAUUUCUUGUUUGGUCCAACAAACCGCCCCAAAAGCAAAGACAGUCCAUUAUUGUUGAGGCGACAAAGACAACCAGCAAAUAGUCACUUCUCAGGAGUUGGAACCAGGGUAUCUUUUGUUUUUUCGGCAUUCCUGACUAAAGCAACCGAAGUGAAAAGAAACCCAAUUAAACCUUUUCAGGAUUAUAAUGGGGAUGUGUUGCUAAGAACAGUAAUGUCAACAUCUACCACAGAUAUUCAGUAAAUGCCCCAUACCUAUGAAUCAAGGUGUUUUUACUGCAGCAUGUUUAAAAAGAAAUUCUCAUACAAUUACAUUUAAAUAAUUAUCUUAAACUUAAGCCUGAUAAAACGUUAGGAAAGUAUUUUGUUGUAG